AUGGCCCCGGAGCAAUUCCAACCUCCUGGCGCAUCCUACCCUACGGCGAAAUCACCCAACCUCAUCGAUAUUCUUCCUUCAGUGCAAAUCCAACUUUCAUCCGCUCCUUAUGUCAUUGCGCUGAGCCUCGAAGCUUCAGACCGAGCGGCAGGUACCUACCUGUCCAUAAUGGGAAAGAUCGCAAAAGACCAGCCUGAUGCAGGCCUGAAGAGUCUUAAUCAUUAUUCAAACCGACUACCACUUUGGCGGUACUGGCCACGACAAAAGCUUCUGCCUUUGAUUCGAUAUGAGACUCCCUAUCUUGCUUGGGUGCAGGAGAAAGUCCGUACCCCGGCGCUAGAUUCCUACUUUGCAUUCACUGCCAACCUCGGCACCCACACGUUCUUCAUGGUCUUUCUGCCAUUUCUUUUCUGGUGUGGCCACAACAGCUUAGGUCGCGGUAUGGUUCACAUUCUGGCAGCUGGUGUCUUCUUCAGCGGCUUCAUCAAGGACUUGCUAUGUCUGCCUCGGCCCCUUUCCCCUCCUCUGCAACGUAUCACCAUGUCCGGUUCCGCUGCCCUGGAAUAUGGCUUCCCAUCGACGCAUUCAACAAAUGCCGUUUCUGUUGCUGUUUAUGCGAUCGCUCUUCUCAAUUCUCCCGACUCGAUCGUUAGCCCGCAGACCAACCUAGCCCUUCAGGUGGUCAUCUACCUCUAUGUUACAUCGAUCGUCUUGGGCCGGCUAUAUUGCGGUAUGCAUGGAAUGCUAGACUGCUUUGUUGGUUGUACACUGGGUGCAUUGAUCGGGUACGCACAAUACAGCUUAGGCCCGGCAUUUGACGACUAUAUCCUGUCUGCGUCAUGGGUCGGAAUUCUUGCUAUUCCUCUCGUCAUUCUCAUAUUGGUUCGCAUCCACCCAGAGCCUGCGGAUGAUUGUCCAUGUUUCGAUGAUAGUGUCGCCUUUGCUGGUGUGACACUCGGCAUUGACGUGGGGUCGUGGUACUUCACACUUUCUAGCCUCGCUUGGUCCGAACCACUUCCUGGGACUAUUCCCUACCGUUACGAAAGCCUUGGGUUGAUGAAGACUAUCAUUCGUCUGAUUGUGGGUGUUUUGUGCAUAUUUGCAUGGCGAGAGGUCACAAAGCCCACCCUUCUUCGUAUCCUGCCGCCCGUCUUCCGCAGUCUAGAGAAGCUUGGUCUUCUCCUACCUCGAAGGUUUUUCAAAACUGCCUCGCAAUAUACAACAGUUCCCUCCAACUUGAAGGACCACGAUGUUCUUCCUAACUUUUCUGAAAUUCCUUCUAUAAUCACCACUAUCAGACAUCCGCGACGACGGGCUGUUUCCAUUGGUCCCCAAUCCGAAGCAGAUGCAUAUGAAACACUUGCAUACCGCGAGAAACGUCGGCGCGAGAGUCAAUCUGGAAGUUCCCGCGAUUCCCCUGCCGACGGAGAGACCAAACCCAAUGGGGCUCCCAUUUUAUUGCGAAAGCCCACCACGCUAGACCAAUACGAAAACAUGAUGGGAACCGGGAGUCCGAACUCAGCCAUGGUCGACGUCGAUGCCAACAUUCCAAGAUCAUCGCCUCUCCCGCCUCCCGAAUAUGAAACAUCUCGAUCGGAUGAGAAAGACGUGUUCUCUCAGAUUAAAAAGCCCCGUGUAAGAUACGAUGUAGAAGUUGUGACCAAGUUGGUUGUAUAUGCAGGGAUUCCGUGGGUCGUCAUAAACGUGGCACCCCCGGUAUUCGAAUUUAUUGGGCUUGGAGUCCCUUCUUAA
Penicillium angulare is the source of this 1752-nucleotide messenger RNA. Its product is annotated as phosphatase PAP2 family protein. The record is from RefSeq and is a predicted model, not a curated record. The transcript is spliced from 6 exons. Bases 1 to 1752 code for a protein of 583 amino acids. NCBI's taxonomy places the organism in Eukaryota, Fungi, Ascomycota, Eurotiomycetes, Eurotiales, Aspergillaceae. Gene Ontology annotation, molecular function: sphingosine-1-phosphate phosphatase activity. Gene Ontology annotation, cellular component: endoplasmic reticulum membrane.